UCACGUCUCUCCCUUCACAAAAGAUCAAAAUCCAUUUAUAUUUUCUAGAGAGAGAAAGAGAGUAACAAUGGCAGGAAUCGUUCACAAGAUUGGAGACGCCCUCCACAUAGGAGGAGGAGGUAACGAGCACAAGAAAGACGAGGAGCACAAGAAGGAAGGUGAGCACCACAAGGACAAGAAAGACGAACACCACAAGGACAAGAAAGACGAACACCACAAGAAAGACGGCGAUCACAAAGAGAAAGACAAAGACGACAAGAAGAAGAAGAAGAAGAAGGACAAGAAGAAGGAUGGCCAUGACAGCAGCAGCAGCGACAGCGACUAAUUUAUAAUAUUCUGGUGUUUGGGGCGCCAUGAGAUGAGAGCAUGCUCAAGUCGUAUUUCCUCUCCGUUUACGCCCAACAUUCUAUUUUACUUUUCAAGAAAAGAAAAGGCUUGUUCUAAGCAGGCUGUUGAAUGCUGAAUGCUGUUGCUAGUAGUAGCUCUAUGUAAAAUGUUUCUAAGCAGGCACUGAAUAUUAAUGUGAAACCUCUGACCGACUUUCAUAUGAAUAAGGAUAAAUGCUUAAUGUUAUCUCUGUCUUAGUAUUCAAGUGGUUUGUUGUUUGGAUUAUUGAUUUCAAUGUUACCUCAA
This is a messenger RNA of Prunus persica (peach), 633 nucleotides long. RefSeq names its product dehydrin HIRD11. The record is from RefSeq and is a predicted model, not a curated record. Lineage: Eukaryota; Viridiplantae; Streptophyta; Magnoliopsida; Rosales; Rosaceae. Bases 68 to 325 code for a protein of 85 amino acids. The transcript has 2 exons.